Molecule: messenger RNA, 531 nt
Organism: Strongylus vulgaris
Lineage: Eukaryota; Metazoa; Nematoda; Chromadorea; Rhabditida; Strongylidae
Source: the annotation of a GenBank genome assembly
AUGGGAACGCUUGUUGUACGCAGCCUAUUGGAUCAUAAAAUCCAUAAUCUGCAAAAUUAUAGAUUGGUUUCGCAACUGGCUUGCCUUCUGUGUACGCUUAUGAGAAUGGAGCUGCUGAUAUUACGCUUCACAGUUCGGUUGUCGAAGACAUCACUGCAAAUGUACUGCAAACCUACGUUAAGAAGAAACGCAAUUCCCGAAAAUAAGUGCAAAUUCUCAAGUGGGAAUCUUGCUGAGCUGAAGAAAUCGCUUGGGGGCAAACGCUUUGAUGUUAUCUUGGCUCCUGAGCUAUUGAAUCGCAGUGAAGACGAAUUCGAGAUGAUCCACCAAAUUCUUGAUGAAGCUCUCAGCCACAAUGGAAUCUGCCUGUUGUCCACUCCGUCUCAUUACUUUACCGUAGACAGCAGUCUUACCAGUUUCCUUGAUAUCGUGAAGAGACACAGACAGUUCGACGUCAUUGAACGAUGGAGUUCACCUCGUACUGAUGUUGUGCAGAGAAAGAUUGUGCAAUUAACUCGAUCUCUCUGCUGA